CGGAGUUUUCUUAGACCGGUUCCUUCUGUCCAUCCUGUUCGACGCCGGUAGUUCCCCGCUCCACGGUCGGCGCUCCAAUAUUAGCUCUCAAAAAACACCCGUUUCAUUCCGAAGCCCGACCGAAGAAGAAAGCAAAGAAAGAAUGAUGCAGAGCCACACUCCGCCGGUGAUGCAGUCACCGGCGAGGCUCGGCCUGCCAAACGCCCACUCCCCCUCCCUCCCUCCAAACCCCAGUCCCAACCCUAACCCUAACCCUAACCCUAACCCUAACCCUAAACCCGCUGCCCCGUCCUCCUCCUCCUCCGCCACCGUCCCCACCGCUGGCCACCACCACCCGGCCGCCGCCGCUACCACCACCUCCUCCGCCCUCCUCUCCCUCCUCCCUCCUCUUCCCCGCGCCCAGGCCCUCCUCGCCCAGAUGGCCUCCCUUGCUACCAAGCUCUUCGAUGUCUCCCCCCAACGCGCCCACUGGCUCGCCUCCUUCCGUGGCUCCCUCCCCUCCUUUCUCCCCUCCGCCUCCGCCUCCGCCUCAGCCGCACCCAUCCCCUCCUCCUCCUCCUCCUCCUCUGCUGCCCCCUCAUCCGCCAAGGAGGUCGUCGCCCUCUUCACCGCCCUUCAGACCCAGAUCUUCGAAGCUGUCGCUGAGCUCCAGGAGAUCCUUGACCUCCAGGAUUCCCGCCUCAAGCUGGCUCGCGAGAUCCGUGCCAAGGACUCCACCCUCCUGUCCUUCACCAAAAAGAUCCGAGAAGCCGAGCAGGUGCUCGACCAAUUGGUCGACGACUACUCCGACUACCGUCGCGACCCGAAGCGCCCCAAAUCUGACCAGGAUUCCUCCGAUUCCGGCUGCUCUACUUCUCUUCGUUCCUCUUUGGAUCUCCAGGAGAUCCUUUCCUACGCCCAUCGUAUUAGCUACACCACAUUCGCCCCGCCGGAGCACGCCGGGCUGGCCCCGCUACGUGGCGCCCUCCCCCCAGCGCCGCAGGAGAACGAGAUGCGUGCGUCACAACUCUACCACUUUGCCGACCUGGACGUCGGGGUGCUCAAGAAGGCGCCGGAGGCGAAGGAAAGGGCGGCGGACGCCCUGGCGGAGCCGCCGCUGAUGGAGCCGACCCCACCAAGGGAGGAGGCCCCGGUGCCUAUCCCGCCGAUGCUGCCGAUUACUGUUCCGGCUGGAUGGAGGAAAGGGAUGCCGAUUGAGCUGCCAAACGAGCUCCCGCUGCCCCCGCUUGGGUGGAAGCCUGGAGACCCCAUCAAUUUGCCGUUGGAUGGGGUCGUGGUUGGUAAUAGGGAGGAGCAGCGGGUUGGUGGGGUUCCGGGAAUGCCUGGCGUGCCUGCACCGCCACCAAAGGCGCCGGAGGCAAUACAGGUCAAGUAUGUGCAGCUUGACAUCAAUCCGGACCAGGAUGAUUAUAGUAGCGAUUAUAGCAGUGAUGUUGGGAGCUCGGAGGAGGACGACGAAGAUUGAUCAUUUGGGACCUAUCAAGAAAGAAGUCGGUGGGAGUGGUUGUGAGAAUGAAGAGUUGGACUUUCUCAAUGCCAUAUUUAUCCCAAGCCGGCAAAUGAUUAGCUACAUCACAGCGGUUACCAUUGGUUCCUUCAAUAUAUAUCUCCUGUGCUUAUUUAUUGUCUUUAGCUAAGAUCAUUUUAUGUUCAGCAGAAUCAUCUUCUCAGUGAACUGAUGGUGGGAUUUUUAAAAAUGUCUGGCUAAAGAUAAAUGUGCUCCCCUUGUCUCCUAGUUCUUUAUUGACUAACAAACAUUGUGAAUAAUAUGUCAUGAUAUUUGGGAUCUGGAGCUCGAGAU
This is a messenger RNA of Elaeis guineensis (African oil palm), 1801 nucleotides long. RefSeq names its product mediator of RNA polymerase II transcription subunit 4. Gene Ontology annotation, biological process: regulation of transcription by RNA polymerase II. NCBI's taxonomy places the organism in Eukaryota, Viridiplantae, Streptophyta, Magnoliopsida, Arecales, Arecaceae. The record is from RefSeq and is a predicted model, not a curated record. Gene Ontology annotation, molecular function: transcription coregulator activity. Gene Ontology annotation, cellular component: mediator complex; core mediator complex.